Musa acuminata AAA Group (dessert banana) is the source of this 2256-nucleotide messenger RNA. Its product is annotated as phosphoglycerate mutase-like protein AT74. The record is from RefSeq and is a predicted model, not a curated record. Lineage: Eukaryota; Viridiplantae; Streptophyta; Magnoliopsida; Zingiberales; Musaceae. The coding region runs from base 1065 to 1937 and encodes 290 amino acids. The transcript has 7 exons. Gene Ontology annotation, molecular function: phosphatase activity.
GUGGGAUCCAUAUCAGGGUUCCAUGGUCAUCCCGAAGAUUCAGAUGGGUCCCUCCACAACGUAAAUUCAGGAUACGAGAAAUUUCCUGUCGCCUGCAUUGAGAGAUGAGCUGAUCUGUCCUCGUCCGGGUGAGGGGACGACAAGGGGCGGGUUUUUGAAAUAUCAACACUAGGUGGAAGUGGACGGUUGGGAUUCAGUUGGGCUUUUCUUGCACAUCCUUCCAAUUACCAAUUUAAGGGGUCAGGCUGUGCCGGUCGACCUACGCCAAGGGGUUGGAGGAGACCUCCCGCCGCGCAUCCCCGCUCCACCUUCCAAUCGAUAGUUGCGACAGAUCGCGAGGAGCGAAAGGCUUGGACGCGAAGGCGCAACUCUUGAAUCUUUUCUGAUUAGUUGAUUGGAAUGAUCCCUUUCCCCAAUGUCUUAAUGCAGCCAAAGGCCCUUUUUUUUUGUCAUCAUCAAGAGUAAUUGAUGUGCACUGUUAGUCCACAAACUUCUGGACAGAGAUCUAAUUGUUGUUGCAUAUCGGUGAACCUGGGAUAGAGGUCCAGUGAUUGAUGUGACAUAGAAGGGCAAAGUACAAAAUUACAGUAUUAUUGGAGAAUUCAAUGUUGCAAUUUGCAUGCACAAGAUUUUCUGAAGCAGUGUUUGUGGCCUCUUCGAAAAGGGGAGUAUUUUGCCUUUAAACAGUGGAUAGAUCCCCUAAUGGUCUUCUGAUCGCUUGAAAUGUUCGAAUGAACAAUGUGAUGCAUUGAAGCAAAAGAGGAGUCAUCCAUUGCAGUAAUUGUUAUUAGCAAAGCUUUUGAUGGCAAGUAGCCAUCCAUCACAGCCACUGUGAACAGCUUGAGCUCGUUGGAUUCUCGUUGGAACCUGGCGGCGGCGAUUUCCGUGACCUAUCUUUCAGGUUCCUCAUCCUGUUCAAUGUGAAAGCUCGUUUUGUUCGUUGUCUUUGUCAACGCACGCCAGGGGAUACAGCUCAGAGUUCGUUCGAUGGAUUGGUCAAGACCGCAACAAGAAGCUAUGAAGCCAUAGCAUAUGCUGGGUUCAGGAGGAGGAAGGGAGAGCAGAUGGAGAAGAGUCAGAAGAGUAGCCACAGGAGCCUCCCCAAGAGGAUCAUACUGGUGAGGCAUGGGGAGAGCCAGGGGAACCUGGACAUGGCGGCUUACACCACGACGCCAGACUACCGGAUUCCGCUCACGGUGCUGGGCGUCGAGCAGGCCCGCGAUGCAGGGGAGCGGAUCUGCCAGGUGGUGUCGGAGGGCGGGCGGGCGGCAGCGUGGAAGGUGUACUUCUACGUGUCGCCCUACGAGCGCACGCGGUCGACGCUGCGGGAGAUGGGUCGGGCGUUCCCCCGGAAGAGGAUCAUCGGGGUGAGGGAGGAGUGCCGAAUCCGGGAGCAGGACUUCGGGAACUUCCAGGUGGAGGAGAGGAUGAAGGCCAUCAAGGAGACGCGGGAGCGCUUCGGUCGCUUCUUCUUCCGCUUCCCGGAGGGCGAGUCCGCCGCGGAUGUCUUUGACCGGGUCACAAGUUUCAUGGAGUCGCUGUGGAGAGACAUCGACAUGCGGCGGCUGGAGCAGGAGGACAACGCCAACGUGAAUCUGGUGAUCGUGUCGCACGGCCUGACCUCGAGGGUGUUCCUGAUGAAGUGGUUCAAGUGGACGGUGGACGAGUUCGAGCGGCUGAACAACCCCGGCAACUGCGAGAUCAGAGUGAUGCAGCUGGGCCCGGGCGGCGACUACAGCCUCGCCAUCCACCACCAGCCGGAAGAGCUGCAGCGGUGGGGGCUGUCGCCGGAGAUGAUCGCGGAUCAGCAAUGGCGGGCCACGGCCGUGCGCGGCCGCUGGUACGACAGCUGCCCCUGGCACCUGGACAACUUCUUCCAGCACCUCAAGGACUCCUCGGAGGACGACGAAUCGUCGGACGAGCGCCGGAGCGCGUGAUGCAUGUGGAGUUGGCGUUUCAGAAUCGAUGGAGGGUUGCCUGUGGAGGCCUUGGCGUUUCCGAGUCCAUAGAGAAUUACCCGUCCUCCUCGGGCACGCUCUUGGAGAAAAAGUGGCGCAGACGACUUCCCCUUAUGUCCUCUGGCGCCGUUACAUCCCGCCGCUCCCCCUUUGAUGCUUUGGUACAUCCCCGGGGGGAUGUACCGCAAUGAGGGAGACAGUGGCGCGUCCCUACCGACACGUGUCAGAUCGAUUGCGAAUUAGAGAGAUAGAAAAUAAGACUUUUGGUCGGUUCAAUUCAUCGGAUCGUUUUCUUCAA